ACCCGACCAACCUCACUAUCAACAACUGAGCAACUUUAUGAAACUUCAAGUUAGUUUGACGAGCAAAGUUUAUUAUGUGAUGUGAUCCGUACUUUGGUCGAUUUUUUUCAGAACCUGUUGAUGUUUGUAAAUAAGUUGAGCCCGUUCAGUAUGUGAUUUUGUUGUGUUUUAUUGUUCGUAUUACAAGUCAACGUGUGAACCCUAAACCGGAGUUUGAGCCGCCACAAACAUGGGUUUGAAUUUAUCAUAUUUGAAAGAAUCCUCUUCGGAGGAGACAGAAAGGCCCGAAAGUGUUAUUUCAGCAAAAUUACAUGGUCGACAGGCUAGUGUGCGGCAGAGUACGAUAAGACCUAAACAAAAACAACCGAUGCCCGAUCCCAAUGAACUAGAGAAAAGAUUUACCAAAGUAUUGGCUUCGAUGGAUCUUCCACCCGAUAAAGCCAAAUUACUGCGAAACUACGACUCUGGAAAAAAAUGGGAAAUAAUCUGUGAUCAAGAAAUGGUGCAAGCAAAGGACCCACCGUCUUACUAUCUGAAUAAACUCAGAACUUAUUUGGACCCAAAAGCUUCCAGAAGUCAUAGAAAACGAAAAAUGGUGGGCGAAUCGACUUCGACUCAAGUGCUCAGAGAUCUAGAAAUAUCAUUGCGGACCAACCAUAUAGAAUGGGUACGAGAGUUCUUGAAUGAAGAUAACAAUGGCCUAGACGUCCUCAUCGACUAUCUCAGCUUCCGACUAGCUAUGAUGAGACACGAACAGAGGAUAGCCGAGUCUCGUUCAGAAUCAGAGGAAAAACUCAAUCCUUCCUCUCCAAACUCCACCCUAAACUAUCAGAAUUCCACCUUGGAUAGAACGAAUGGACAUCUUAGAACUUCUCUGGAUAUCAGUGGCAGUCCCAGUCUCAAGAGGAGAUCUAAACACGUGGCCAAGUUGAACAUGGGAGAGUCCAAAGAUGACAUUCACGUCUGUAUUAUGUGUAUGAGGGCUAUAAUGAACAAUAAGUACGGAUUCAAUAUGGUCAUCCAACACAGGGAAGCUAUAAACUGCAUAUCCCUCAGUUUGAUCCACAAGAGAUUAAGGACUAAAGCUUUGGUAUUGGAACUUUUAGCUGCCAUUUGUUUGGUCAAAGGUGGCCACGAAAUAAUUCUUUCGGCUUUUGAUAACUUCAAAGAAGUGUGUCAUGAAAAGCACAGAUUUGAAACGCUUAUGAAAUAUUUUCUCAAUUACGAAGUGUUCAAUAUCGAAUUUAUGGUUGCCUGUAUGCAAUUUGUGAACAUUAUAGUACAUUCAGUAGAAAAUAUGAAUUUCAGGGUCCAUUUACAAUACGAAUUCACUGCCUUAAAUUUAGAUAGUUAUUUAGAAAAACUGAAACAUACAGAAAGCGAAGAACUACAAGUGCAAAUAUCAGCCUAUCUUGACAACGUUUUCGAUGUUGCUGCUUUGAUGGAAGAUAGUGAAACUAAAACUGCUGCCUUGGAGAAGGUAGCAGAGCUUGAAGACGAAGUAUCUCAGCUUCAUGAAAGGUUGCAAGAAUUUGAACAUCAAGCAUUGGAAAAAAUGGCUUAUUUAGAAACAGAAUUAGUCCAAGUUAGAUUAGAAAAAGACGAACUUAUGGAAAUAAAACGAAAAGCAGAUGAAGAAGUGUCGACGCUCAGAAGAGUGGUGCAACAUCAUGAACAAGAAUCUAAGAAUAGACAAUCUAUGUUUGAAUCGAAAAUAGCCGAAUUGGAAAAUGGUUCAAAAACACUUCCUAAAGGAAAUUCAAUGCCUGGCAUAUCUGAUGUCUUGAAGAACAAUACUCAAGAAAAAUCUUCGAUGCCAGAUUCUUCUGUGAUAAUACCACCUCCUCCACCUCCAGCCCCAGUUAUAGCACCACCUCCUCCACCAUGUCCUCCACCUCCUCCUGUGAAAGUGCCUUCAGCUCCAAUUCCACCUCCUCCAGCUGGUUUCAUGCAAGCACCUGAUGGAGCAAUGACAAUCAAGAGGAAAGUACAAACUAAGUAUAAGCUGCCGACAAUCAAUUGGGUGGCUCUCAAACCAAAUCAGGUUAGAGGCACAAUUUUCAAUGAGCUAGACGAUGACAAGUUGCACAAUUAUAUUGAUUUCCAUGACUUUGAAGAAAGGUUUAAAAUUGGUCAUUCAGGAGUUGUGGCUAAUGGCAAUAAUGAAGUAGAUGGCCUCACUUCUUUCCCUAGUAAGAAGUUCAAGAAACCAGAAAAUGUGUCACUCUUAGAACAUACAAGACUGAGGAAUAUUGCAAUAUCUCGAAGAAAAUUAGAAAUGCCUGUAGAAAAAGUGAUCAAUGCAGUUAAUAUGCUUGACCUGAAACAACUUUCAUUAGAAAAUGUCGAACUUCUACAAAGGAUGGUUCCAACAGAACCUGAAACCAAAGCCUACAGAGACUAUAUCACUGAGAAGAAAAAUAUUAAUUUAUUAACUGAAGAAGACAAAUUCCUAUUACAACUUACCAGAGUUGAAAGAAUAUCUGUGAAAUUAUCAAUUAUGAGUUAUAUAGGAAACUUUUACGACAAUAUACAUCUCAUUACACCUCAAAUACAUGCAAUAAUCUCUGCCUCAAAUUCAGUGAAACAUUCCAAAAAGUUGAGAUCUGUUCUAGAAGUAGUUUUAGCAUUUGGUAAUUAUUUAAACAGUAGUAAGAGGGGUCCGGCGUAUGGAUUCAAGCUUCAGUCACUAGAUUCACUGUUAGAUACCAAGACAACAGAUAAAAGAAUGUGCCUUUUACAUUAUAUUGUAAACACAAUCCGACAAAAAUUCCCAGAACUUCUGAAUUUCGAUUCUGAGUUACAUUAUAUUGAGAAAGCCGCAUUUGUUUCUCUCGAAAACAUCCAAACAGAUCUACAGGAACUGGAGAAAGGUAUGGAUUCUGUGAGAAAAGAGGCUGAUCUGAGAGGCAAAGGAGCUCAAAGUCUAGUCAUUAAAGAUUUUCUCCAAAAUUCUGAAGAGAAAUUGAAGAAAUUGAAAUCUGAAACUAAAACAGCUCAAGAAGCUUUUCGUGAAUGUGUUGAAUUCUUUGCUGAAUCACCAAGAACAACGGAUGCUAACACAUUUUUCCCACUUCUUGUUCGAUUUGUCAAAGCUUUUAAGGUGGCCGAUCAAGAAAAUGAACAAAGGAGAAGGUUAGAGUUAGCAGCAAUAAAUGCAAAUAAUAAAACAAAUGAGGAUGUGGUUAAAAAGAAUAAAAUCAAUCAGAAGAAACAGCAGGAUGCUUUGAUAAAUGAACUCAAACAUAAAACACGUUUAGUCAAAGAAAAGAAACUCCUUCAGCAAGAUGAGGUUUAUAAUGGAGCCUUAGAAGAUAUUUUACUUGAACUGAAAAGUGAACCAUACAGAAGAGCCGAUGCAGUAAGAAGGAGUCAAAGAAGGAGAAUAGACAGUAACAGACUCUCAAAGACUAUGGAAGAGUUUGAAAUUUGAACGAACACUAUUGUUUAGUGAAACCUUUCAACAUCCAAUCAAAACUAAAGUAAAAUUACUUGAAAGGUACCAUGUGAAUAUUGUAUACGAAAUCAUAAGAAAAUGAAAAAUUCUCCUGAACAUAUCUUGCCUUUUCAGUAAAUGUUAAUAACCAAUAAGUGCCCACAAAAUCCAAGAAAAGCAUAAAUCAUCAUCUUAUCACUGCAUAAUGCAUUAGCAACUCUGAUGAUGAUUUUAUUCUUUUGUGGUACAUCGUCAUUCUUAUGAUCAAUAAUGUGCCUUACCAUAAGUGUCAGUCAUAACAAUAACUUACAUCAAAAUAAUUUCAAGUUAACAGGAUUUUGAAAUUGAUUGGAAAUUAUUAGGAUUUAUUACAAUUAGUCUUUGAAAACUUCAACUUUUAAGUUAUGACAUUCUGCACUAUAUGUGAUAUUUAAAUUUAGAAUACAGAAUGUUUUGCUUUUGGAAAGGUUCUCAAUAGUUUACCAGUGUGUAGUUUCCUUUCAUUUUUCAAAAUUUAUUGCAUUUUCUUUCAUAACCUGUCUUUCUGAAUAUAUCAAUAUGGAUACUAUAUAUAGAUGUAUAUAGAACAAUUAUAGUAUUCAAAUUGAAAAUUUUGAUAUUUGUAAGAUUUUCCUGGCUGUUUUUUCCGCUUUUUCUUAUAAUACUAUUUAAAAAUUGAAACACUUUGUCAUCACGAAGUAAACCAACUUUUGAUAAAUAAAAGUAUUGUUAAUACAUUGUGGCACAAAUUUAUUUUUAGAGCAUCAAUUAUCAUUAUUUAUGCAAGAAAUAUCUUUUUGUUGAAAUAUAAAAGAUAACCUAGAUGAGUAAGUGUUAAGUUUUCAAAAUGAUGUAAAUAAUUUACGUUUUGUAUAUUAUUUUCGUAAUUGUAUAACCAAAAAUUUGUGAUUUUUUACUUAAGAAUGAUGUGUAAAUUUAUAAAAUACUUUAUUUUAUUUACAAAUGUUUUUAUAAAUAAAGUUAGAAUAUAUCUAUAUUAAUCAAGA
Molecule: messenger RNA, 4443 nt
Organism: Harmonia axyridis
Lineage: Eukaryota; Metazoa; Arthropoda; Insecta; Coleoptera; Coccinellidae
Product: formin-like protein
Exons: 15
Coding region: 230-3433 (1067 amino acids)
Biological process (GO): cell migration; cortical actin cytoskeleton organization; regulation of cell shape
Cellular component (GO): cytosol
Molecular function (GO): small GTPase binding; actin filament binding
Source: RefSeq, a predicted model, not a curated record